CAACCGACGGGUAAACAAAUAAAAUCUGUCCGACCAGAAAACCCCUGCUGAUUCGCGAAACAGCCGAUUUAUAGUAUUGUUUCUCGAGAUAUUUUGAUUUAUUUCAUACCGUAAAUUAUGUUGAACUUUAGCUGAGAUUAUCCAGUGAUUGAGAAGAGUGAAAUUAUAUCUAGUGGAAAUGGAUGUUUUUGGAAAUGCUUUCGCCGGCCGGUGUAGUUUCUGCGCUGGCCUAUGCACAGGACCCUUUCGACACGUGCUUGCCGUUACGGAAGAACGGAAAGUACAAAUCAGAUGCGCCCUGACGAAGCUAAACUCCCCCAUCGCUUCGCUAGUGCAAUCUAGUUACAUCACAUGUGACAAAUGCCGCCGAACGCUUAUACAGCAGCUUCUUAUUCCCGAGAGCUGCUUUCAGAUUCGGCCCAACGCGGAAGAGGUUGACAUCAAAGUGGAACCGGAGUUGGUACCCGAGGACGCGGACGAUGAGCGAUCGGAUGCCGGAAACGCAGUGGAAGAUGUCGAUGAAUUCCCACUUUUUCCCUUGGAACCGGAAACCGAAAUGCGCAUCAAGGGGGAGAAUGGAGAGGUUUACGUUAUCAGCGGGAUGGGAGAGGAAAAAGUUGAAAUGGGUGAUUUGCAGAGCGUUUUCGUCGAUUUUAUGGAUCCGGAUCGUAAGAUGACACAAAAUGCUUCGAAGCGAAAAAAGGGACCUGAUGAUUUGCCGCUGAAGAAGGAUCGUUCAUUACCCAUUCGGCACCGAUGUCCUUAUUGUAAUAAGGGGUUUGCGGACAAGUGUCUGAUGACGACGCAUAUUCGAUGGCAUACGGGAGAAAAGCCCUUCAAAUGUAAAUUUUGUGGAAAAGGAUUUUGCGAAAACUCAAAACUUACUCUGCACCUGCGGACUCACACAGGUGAACGCCCUUACGCUUGUCCACACUGUCCGAAAACAUUCACUCAAUCGGUGACGCUUAAGAUACACAUCCGGGUGCACACCCGCGAAACUCCGUACGUGUGCGAAUACUGCGACCGAGGGUUCACUCAAUCCUACAAUCUGACGGUGCACCUGCGAACCCAGCACAACCAGAUAACGGUAUACCGAGGACGCGAAGUCGGCGUGCUGCCCGAGCACAAAUGCCGAAUAUGUGGCAAGGUCUACCGAUCGGCAAAAAGUUUCCGGCUGCACGAGAAGUUGCAUGCCACCGGGAAACUGUUCGAUUGUCGCGAUUGUGGUAAAAAGUAUACCUAUAUGCACAAAUGCAAGGCUUCCAAGGGCGAAGCGAAGGAAAAGGUGUACUCGUGUAAAAUCUGCAGCCAAACAUUCAAGCAUCAGCAGAGCGUCGUGUACCACAUGAGCAACAAACACAAACGGUUCGACAGUGGUUUGGGAGAUCUGGAGACGGACGAAGAAGCGAUUUGCGGAAGCUGAAAAAAACUCUCGUUCCUAAAUUGUUAAAGUAUAAAGUAACAUUUAUAGAUCCGUCAGUCUUCCAUCGCCGGUACAGCACGUCAACGGAAUUUCAAAAAUUAAGUAACGCGCGGUUCAUAUGGAGACGUUUACACACAACAUCAACAUCACGAUGUGUGGAACGUGUGAAUUCACACAAAAGAAACGCAUCAAACUUAUCCCGACGUGACGUUGACGUUCUGUUUCGUUAAUUGACGCUGAUAUACCGUGUGGAUCUUCUUUAAGCCAUUGUAAAGUCUUUUUUCUAUAAAAAUAAAGUAUGACCUAAA
This is a messenger RNA of Topomyia yanbarensis, 1731 nucleotides long. Its product is annotated as zinc finger protein 32-like. Lineage: Eukaryota; Metazoa; Arthropoda; Insecta; Diptera; Culicidae. Gene Ontology annotation, cellular component: nucleus. The coding region runs from base 179 to 1423 and encodes 414 amino acids. The transcript has 4 exons. The record is from RefSeq and is a predicted model, not a curated record.